This is a messenger RNA of Hemicordylus capensis (graceful crag lizard), 2401 nucleotides long. It is a transcript of the gene ID4, whose product is annotated as inhibitor of DNA binding 4. The record is from RefSeq and is a predicted model, not a curated record. Bases 398 to 880 code for a protein of 160 amino acids. Gene Ontology annotation, molecular function: protein dimerization activity; transcription regulator activity. Gene Ontology annotation, cellular component: nucleus; cytoplasm. Lineage: Eukaryota; Metazoa; Chordata; Lepidosauria; Squamata; Cordylidae. Gene Ontology annotation, biological process: cell differentiation; circadian regulation of gene expression; negative regulation of transcription by RNA polymerase II. The transcript has 3 exons.
CACCCCCUCAUUCUUCCUUUUUUUCCCUGGGCUCGGGCAGCGCGCGCCCCGCCCAGCCUGUAGCCCGUGCUAUAUAUAUGUAUGGCGGCGCUGCAAACUGGGCUGAGCAGAGACGGUUGGGAUUGAAGUGGGAGCUAGAAGGGGAAAGGCGAAGUGAUUAGCAGGUUGUGGUGGCAGGAUUUACCCCCCUUCCCCCCUCCCGAUCUAAAUUUUCACCACCAUCCUUUCCCCCCUUUGCAAAACCCGGAGAUCGUGUGCCACCUGAGCCGGGCUCUCAGUCUCUAGCGCUUUGGUUUCCCAGCAAAGCACCGCUGCAUCGCCUCUUGUCUCGUUGCACUGCGGGUGGGAGCUGUUGGUUCUGGUGCCCGAGGGCUCUCGUUGCCUACCUCUCUGCACCAUGAAAGCGGUGAGUCCCGUGCGACACCCCAGCAGGAAGGCACUGUCUGGCGGCUGCUGUUGCGGGGGAGGAGGAGGUGGUGGUGGCGGCGGCGGCGACGGAGGUGGCGGCGAUCUGGCUCUGCGUUGCCUGGCCGAGCAUGGCUGCUACAAGGGGAGCCCAUCUCCGGGCGAGGAGCCGGCGGCUCUGUGCCUUCAGUGCGAUAUGAAUGACUGUUACAGCCGCCUCAGGAAGCUGGUGCCCACCAUCCCGCCCAACAAGCGGGUCAGCAAAGUGGAGAUCCUGCAGCAUGUCAUCGACUACAUCCUCGACCUGCAGCUGGCCCUCGACACGCACCCGGCUCUACUCCGGCAGCAGCAGCAACCGCCCCCGCUGCACCCCGCGGGCUACCCUGCGGGGCCUCCCAGGACCCCGCUCACGGCGCUCAACACCGACCCGGCUGGUGCUGUUAAUAAGCAAGGGGACAGUAUUCUGUGCCGCUGAACUGCACUUUCAAGGUGUGCAGCAGGCAGAUCCUGAGCCAGAGAAGCAGAAAGAAAGACACACUAGAGAGGGAGGGGAAAAAAGAAAUAUCAGCCACUGGGCAAAAGGAAAAAAAUAAUUCAUCUACUCCAGAAUUCUUUCCAUACUUCCUUUUAGCGAGAGAGAGAGAGAGAGAAUUUUUCACAACUUUGCACGUUCAUAGCAUUUUACACACGUGUCUCUUAACUCUUUUGUUUUAGAUCAGAUGUGAAUUGUACACUUGUCUGGGAGGGAGGGGAUUUAAAUCUUCAGUAUAAGUGUGGCUCUUCUGUUGGAUAGAAGAUCAAGGGCAAGUCAGAGUUUAGAAGUAUAACUUUAAUGCGCUGAGCAGCUGAAAUCUGAAGCUUUACUAAUCUACCAGAGGCAUUGUAGAUAACUUUUGUUUUGACAUCUAUUGUUUAAAAUAGAUGAUUUUAUUGUUUCCUAGGGGAAUUUCUUCUCCCUUCAGGAAUGUUACAUAUUGUAUAGAUGAAAAUGAGUGACAUUUCAUACUAUGUAUAUAGAGAGAGGUUCUAUACGUGUAAGUGAGAAAAGUAUAUGCUUUAAUAGACCUACUGUAAUUAUAAAAUAUUUUUAAUUAAAUAUUUUUUGUAAAUAUUAUAAAGCUGUGUGUUUUUUUUGGUUUUUUAAUUUUAAUUUGUUUGUGGGAGUAAUUCCUUAGGAAAACUCUUUCUGGCUCAAGUGCAAAACUGCUGAUAAUGAAAAUAUCUUGGAUGUCAAGAGAUGUCUCUGCCCCUUUCCCCCUCCUUCCCAAUCCCCUUUAGAUUUGGAAGCUACAGCUGUAGGUAGAGUUGGCCCUGCAUGAAUGCAUGAGAUGUCUAACCACAAAUAAACUUGUUCUGAGUCCAUACAGAUGUGUUUUCUUUAAUCCAAAUUAAAAGAUGUUUGUAUCAUACAGUUUUGAAACUACAUUGUGUCCAUUAGGCACAGGGGUUUAUAUUACAUUAUAUGCAAAACAGCAUUGAGGUAUAUGGAGUUUUGUUUUGUUAUUGACUGCGAUUCCUACUUUUUUCAAUAUGGGUACAGUGCUGAGGUAUAACAAGCAUUUAUAAAAUCUUUUGUUGCCUAAAUAAAAAUGGCAAAACAUUAAACAUUUUUGUAACACCAAUGGGGGAUGCUACCCCAGAGUUUUUAGCCCUGUGACAUAUUACCUUGAAAAAACAAUGAAACCCAUUUUCUGCUUGUAACCAAAGGGCAAACUAUUAACAAAUGUACAGUUGCUGUUUCUAUCAUCCAAAGACUAUUAAUACUGAAACUUGGGCGGUAGGGUGGGACAACGGGAAAUUUCAGUCUAAUUGUUGGUGUAAAUCAAUUUCAAAGAACUUAAGUAGACCAAAAACAAAGUCAGAUAACUGUAUCAAGAUUAUUUUUCUAAUAUACAGCAGCAUUCAUUUCAUUGCAGCUCUGUUACAUCUGAAAAUCCUGUUUAGUCUCUUGUUAUGUGUAACUUCUACAUGUAAACAUUAAACUAGAUUGACGUGC